This is a messenger RNA of Diachasmimorpha longicaudata, 2693 nucleotides long. RefSeq names its product heparan sulfate 2-O-sulfotransferase pipe (gene pip). The transcript is spliced from 8 exons. The record is from RefSeq and is a predicted model, not a curated record. Gene Ontology annotation, molecular function: sulfotransferase activity. Gene Ontology annotation, cellular component: membrane. Bases 541 to 1731 code for a protein of 396 amino acids. NCBI's taxonomy places the organism in Eukaryota, Metazoa, Arthropoda, Insecta, Hymenoptera, Braconidae.
GGUUUGUUCGCUGGUGAAGGCGCCUCGUUUUCUGAACUGCGGCACAACGAGAGCCGACCUCCACGAGGUAGUAGGAGUCUCGCUUCGCAGUCUACCACGAAUGAAGGAGUGAUGCGGAACUCCAGUCAAACGUUGACCAUCCACUGAUGGAGAUCCACCACGAACUAUCGCCAGUUUUUUUUCCCGAUACUCGACUCGGACUGACAAAAUCCGAGGCGAAUGCGUAAUUCAAAUUAUUCCUUGAGAUGAAUCUUAUCAUUUCGAUGAUCGUAUCAUAAUGUGAUAUCGUUGGAAAUUUAAUCACUCAAUUUCGCACGCGAAAGGGAAUCUUCAAAGGAAAGAUUGAUUGCAUCUCAACGGGUGGACCCAGUGGGGAUGCAAUUGGAAUUGUUUCUGAACGAUCGUUUAAUUAUCAAUUCGAGAUGGUGAAGUCUCAUUGAUCGGUGAAGUCACUCGGACAUUUAAAGGAUUGAAUGAGUACGUUCACUUGUGUGUGAUAAGUUGAAAUAAGUUCUCGGUAAUUUCGUUGGGCUUGUGAUUAUGAUGGUGAAGGACAAUGUGUGGCGUCAACGACGUCUCGCGGUUCCAAAGAGAACCAGCGAGCUCGUUGCCCUCAUCGCCCUCUCCAGCACCCUCUUUCUUUUUCUACACACACGUGAUCUACAUUCCCGAUUACGUGAGAUGGAAGUGAAAUUGCAGCCGGGGGAUAAUGAAAUUUCGGGGAAUCAAAUAUCAUCUGAAGAUAUACAGUCGGGACUGGGGGCGCAGCCACUUCAGGGGUUCAAAAGAACCAGCACAGAAUUGUACGAUCAUCUCGAUCCGCUGGACAUCGAUGCAUUGAACAAUACGAAACGAGCGGAUAAGCAUGUACUAUUCUUCAAUCGUGUACCUAAGGUCGGUUCACAGACCUUUAUGCAACUGCUGAGGAGACUCUCAAUGAGAAAUGGCUUUGCCUUCAACCGAGAUCAAGUGCAACGAGUUGAGACUAUCCGACUGGCGCCUUAUGAACAGCGUCAGCUUGUGAGGCUCGUUAACAGCUAUUCAGAACCUUCUGUCUACGUCAAGCACGUUUGCUUCACGAAUUUUUCCGAGUUCAAUCUUCCUCAGCCAAUCUACAUGAACGUCGUCCGGGAUCCGGUUGAACGAGUUAUAUCCUGGUAUUACUACGUUCGUGCACCCUGGUACUACGUCGAGAGGAAGCAAAUAUUCCCAGACCUACCACUGCCAGAUCCUGAGUGGUUGAAGAAGGACUUUGAGAGUUGUGUGUUGAAUGGUGAUCGUGAGUGCAGAUACAUCGAGGGGGAGUAUCAUGAGGGCAUUGGUGAUCAUAGAAGACAGACUUUAUUCUUCUGCGGCCACAGUGAAAAAUGCACGCCUUUCAACACCGUGGGAGCAUUAGAAAGAGCCAAACUUUCCGUGGAAAAACAUUACUCCGUCGUUGGUGUGUUGGAGGAUGUUAAUACAACGCUAACGGUUCUGGAGAAUUAUAUUCCACAAUUUUUCGAGGGUGCGAAAGAACUCUACUGGGAUGAGAUGAAUUCUUUCAAGAGAAUAAAUCGCAAUUCCUUCAAACCCCCGGUGAGCGAGGAAGUUAAAGAAAUGGUUCGUCGUAAUUUCACCCGUGAAAUUGAAUUUUAUCAGUUCUGUCGGCAACGAUUGCACCGGCAAUUUCAUGCCCUAAAGCUCUCCCCGACAUUAUCAACGAUUCAAGAUAGUGGAAACAAUCUCUAGGAAAUUGCCAACAAAUUCGUUUUUUUAUUUUUAUGAGAAUAAUGAAAAAAAAAUCAUGCAACUGUUCAUGUGAUAUAAAUAAGAAGACUCUGUUAGAAGUAGGGAAAAAAUGGAGAUAAAUAAAAUGACAGUGUUUAUUAUCGUGGACCGAUGAGAGUAUAUUGUAUACAUGGUCACGAGGGGAUGGAAUUCUAAUUGAAAUAUCUACCGGUGUUUCGACAAUUGGCUAAUCUCGAUAAAGUCACGAGGCGAGAUACAAAUUGGCAUGAGCACCGCACUUGAAGAAAUGUCUAUGUAUUUAAUAAACUAAAAUAGUCGUAAGACUCUAAUACAAAGAUUUACGUUAGGACGAGAAAGUCAUGUUCUGUAGGGAUGUGGUUCAAUAUUGUUAACAUGUUUUUAUUGGGCAUUUUUUAACGAUGCAUGAUGGAGAAUGAAAUGUGAAAAUUUUUGUCAGACAUUUAAAUUUGAACAGAUACUUUUUUUAUCAUUUCCUCGUUAAACAUUAGCUCUGUGGAUGAUCUCCAUGAAGAUUUGAAAAAAAAUUCCACCACAUUCUUACGAAAUCAAUCAAGAUCUACGAAACAGAAAGUCCGGGAAUUCAAUUUCAUUAAAUUUAUUGUCUUAAUACAACAUGUAGAACAACUUUUACAUAUAAUAAUUUUAUUGUAUAUGAAUAAUGAUACGUUAGACUCUCAAGUCUCUCUAAUCCCAUUUCCUCCUUCAUUUAAAAUAAUAAUUAAUCAUUUAUUUUCCCUCACAUAGGCAUUUUGAUAUGGGACCAUUAAAAAUACAUUAUUCAACGUUCAUUAAACGACUCCAGGUCCCUCGAUUGUAUUUACAUAAUUUCAUUUGUUAUCAUUCGAGAGAUGAGAGGAACUUACAAGCGUUCAUUCUGUGUAAAAUAUUUCGUCAAUAUAAUCGUUCAAUUUUCUGUACAAAGUAAACAACGCAUUUCCAUA